GUUACUUCGAUCACAUGGAAUGACAUUGAACUCAAUAUGGUUGAUACUCCUGGCCAUGCUGACUUUGGCGGGGAAGUUGAACGAGUUGUUGGGAUGGUUGAAGGAGCCGUGUUAGUUGUUGAUGCUGGGGAGGGCCCACUUGCACAAACAAAAUUUGUUCUUGCAAAAGCUUUAAAGUAUGGGCUACGCCCUAUUCUCCUUUUGAACAAAGUUGACCGACCCUCAGUUUCUGAGGAGACUUGCAUCGAGGUUGAGAGCUUGGUUUUUGAUCUUUUUGCAAACCUUGGUGCUACAGAAGAACAACUGGAUUUUCCCGUACUUUAUGCUUCAGCCAAAGAGGGAUGGGCUUCUUUGACAUAUACUAAAACCCCUGCUGAUGAUAAUAGAAAUAUGUCAGCUUUGCUGAAUUCCAUUAUACAGCAUGUCCCUUCUCCCUCUGCAAAUUUGGAUGCUCCUUUCCAAAUGUUGGUUUCUAUGAUGGAGCGUGAUUUUUAUCUUGGCAGAAUAUUAACUGGACGUGUAUCAUCAGGGGUAAUACGAGUGGGAGAUAGGAUACAUGGGCUCCGAAGCACAAAUGGAGUUGAGAAAAUUGAAGAAGGCAAGGUUCGUCAGCUUGGUUUAUUGCUUAUUAUGAAGCAUUUUAUGAUUAAGUCUAAGCAGGUGUUAACUGUUAAUGAAAAUUGAAUGAGCCAGUGCUGUACACACAAUGACACGUUCAUGUUCUCACAAAUAUUGAAGCUCUUUAUUAGAUGGAGCUGUUGCUCUAAGAUCUGGCUUCAACGAUCUCCUUUUUUACUCUUCAAAAUUGCUAGUUUUUUGAAGUUACGGGCCUCAAGUUUGU
Molecule: messenger RNA, 841 nt
Organism: Phalaenopsis equestris
Lineage: Eukaryota; Viridiplantae; Streptophyta; Magnoliopsida; Asparagales; Orchidaceae
Product: GTP-binding protein TypA/BipA homolog
Exons: 5
Coding region: 37-684 (215 amino acids)
Cellular component (GO): ribonucleoprotein complex; cytosol
Molecular function (GO): GTP binding; GTPase activity
Source: RefSeq, a predicted model, not a curated record